Molecule: messenger RNA, 867 nt
Organism: Penaeus vannamei (Pacific white shrimp)
Lineage: Eukaryota; Metazoa; Arthropoda; Malacostraca; Decapoda; Penaeidae
Source: RefSeq, a predicted model, not a curated record
CCCAGUGUCCCUCCGCGAGCUGCGUAAGAGCCAGUCGCGGGGCGUCUCUCCUCGCAGCACGACGCACCGCCUCUCAGGGCAGAGCGCGAGACGAUGGCGAAUCCGAAAAGUAUAGACGACAUAAACGCCAUGGACUACGAAGAGUUCAUAAGCCACUUCGGAAAUGCAAUCGAAAACUGCUCGCUGAUCGCCGCCGCGGUGUGGAGGUUCCGACCCUUUGAAGAUGUGGUCCACCUUCACGAGGCGCUGUGUUCCUUCGUGGAUGGCCUACCUGUCUCGGGUAAAGUAUGGAGUCGUUGCCAAGUGGCUUCCGCUCGUCGUCUGGGCCAGUUUGCCCGGAUCUCUGAUCAGGGGAUUAAGUUGCCUCGACACGCACGCACACGCCCUUACACUAUCACACUAACAUGGGCUUGGCAGGAAGGCAUCCUCCGCUCGCACCCUGAUCUGGCCGGCGUGCGGCGGCGGGGCGCCCUCACCGCCGAGUCGACCUUGGAGCAACGGGCAGCGGGUCUCUCUCAGCUGACGGCGGAGGAGAAGGCGGAGCUGGCGGAGCUGAAUGGCAGGUACCGUGGCAAGUUCGGAUUCCCCUUCGUGGUGUGCGCGAGACAGAACAAGAAGAACAGCAUUUUCGAAGGCCUCCGCACCCGCCUCAACAACUCGGCCGAGGAGGAAGUGGCCAAGGGCGUGCAGGAGGUGAAGAAAAUAUGCUACCUGCGUCUGUUGGAUCUGGUGAUGCACGAGGGCAUCGACAGUAAAUAUUAGAGCACAAGACCGGCUUUUUUUCUGAAACUUUUGUGAAAUUUAUCAUGAGACUUUUGUGAACUAUAUUGUAAGUGUCUGAGCGUAAUAAAGGAUCUUCUUGCAUGU